AUGGGUUACAAACUUUGUCUGCUACUGCUGCUGAGCAGCUACACCCUGGCUCAGGACAGUAUUGACAGUGACCAAACUCCAACAUGUCUGCUGGCAUCCAGAUUCAAGGCCUUCAGGAAAUAUGUGUACCGGUACACAACAGAGAGUCAAAAUGGUGUGGUGGGCACGUCCAACCUUAGAAAUGGCCCAAAAGUCUCUUGUCAGGUCGAGAUCGAAGUCCCCCAAACAUGUCGCUUCAUCAUGCAGACCACAGACUGCUCUCUCAGUGAGGUGUCUGACAUGGAUCCCCAGGGCCAGCCGGCCUUCGGGGAGGCCCCCAGCUCAGACGCCUUCAGGACCGCCAUGGAAAAGAACCCUCUGAAGUUCUCUGUAGAGGACAUGACCAGCGUCAAGCUUUUCCCCGAGCCGGACGAGCCGGUCAACAUCCUCAACAUUAAGAGGGGAAUCAUUUCUGCUCUACUUGUGCCCAUUUUGGAGGAGGAGCAGGAAAGACUUAUGAGCACAGUGCAUGGCCAGUGUUCAACAUCCUAUUUAUUGCAAAUAGUCGAUCCCUUCGAUGUGACACUAUCGAGAGAUCUGUCCAAAUGUGAUCAGUUUUAUGGCAGGGUGCUGCCCAACAGCCCUCUGGCCCUGCUGCAAAAACUGCAUAGCCCCUUGUCUAAGCUGAUCACAAGCUCUCAGAACUGUAACUACGUGUUCGACGUAAAAGGAAAGCAUAUCGCCACAGCGAUGUGCACAGAAAAACACAUCUACUUGCCUUUCUCCAAUGGAGACAGUGGAAUAUCAUCGAUCGUGACUCAGAAGCUCAGUUUACAGAACACCAAAAGAAUCAACAACCGAGUGUUUGAUGUCAACCCGGAGCAGAGAAAGCCACUCCACUUUGAAGACCCUGAUGAAAAAGCUCCAGUUCAGACCAAAGACGCUGUUCUGAGCACCUUCCAGGAGCUUGCAGGCUUGGCAACUACAGACCAGGGUCAGAGGAGGACCAGCUUGUUCCAUAAGCUGGUGUCCAGCAUGCGCGUCCUGAGGAAUGAGACUCUGAGCCAAGCGGUUGCUGACAUGUUCGAUACGUCGGGCUGGCUCACCUGGCAGGCCCUGUUCCAGUGCGGAACCCCAGAGUGCACCAGCGCCAUCCUCCAGGUCAUCAGGACCAUCGAUGGGGUGUCACUGGAGGUGGAUGCGCUUGUCUACGGCCUGGGCCUGCAGGCUGACCCUGAUGAAGCGCGUGUCCGCGACAUGCUCAGCAUGGCUCAGUACAAACAGAGCAAAGCGAUCAUGUACGCCCUGGCCAACAUAGUUGAGAAGUUCCACAAAUCAGAAGUCUCCCCAGUGGUCACAGAUGUGUCAAAGUUUAUGGAAACACUCUUAGAUGACUGCUCAGGAGAGAACAGAGAUACAGAUGCUGAGUAUUAUGUCGACCCCGAGGAGACGUAUUUCCUCGUUCUGAAGGUUGUUGGAGUCAUGGGUCACGCCAUGCAAGACGUUAGCCCCAGCCUGCUUUCUUCUAUCUCACAGUGUGCAAAGAAAAACGAUAUGUCAUUGUUAACUCAGAAAGCAGCCAUACAGGCCUUCAGGAGGAUGGACAUGAAUGAUGAGAUCAGAGAAGUUCUCAUGGAGGUGUACCAGGACACCCAGAACCCUGCUGAGAAACGUAUCGCUGCUUACCUGGUUCUCAUGAAGAACCCAGACAUCGCACUGGUUAGAGACUUGACAAUCGUUUUUGAGAAUGAACAAGAUGAGCAACUCAAAAGUUUUGUGCUCUCCCACCUCAACAACAUCCGUACGUCAAGUAAUCCCGACUCCCAUAAAGUCGGUGGGUUCAUUGAGCAGGUCUUGAGAGAAAUACCGACGCCAAAUGAGAUCCAAAGCAGAAUGUCAGGCAACUACAAACUGGACUCCCCUCUGGGCUCUGUACAGACCAACAUUAUCUUUGAUAAUGACGCCUUUCCUAAGGAGAUGACGCUCGGAGGCAACCUAAAAGUAUUUGAUGAUGACUAUGAUGUUUUUGAGGUGGGCAUGGAGGGUAAUGGAUUUAAACAAACAAUCGAUGCACUUUUUGGAGAGCGAGGUUUCUUCCGUGAAUCUAUCUCCAAGAUCAUGAACAGAGUCUCCCCCCAGAAAAACAGAAUGAAGCGACAGGUUCCACAGAAUCUUUUGAGAGACAUCACAAAUGCUUUCCAGAAGCUCAUGGAUGAUGUGCGUUCCUCAUCUUCACCUGAAGCCAUCGCCUAUCUCCGACUUCUGGGAAAAGAGAUAGGAUACAUGAAGAGCGCAGAAAUGAGGAAAAUGCUCGAGACUUUCCUCAUGUACCAACAUGUCUUCAUGAGGGUGCUACCAUACAAGGCCUUUUCUGCGUUAACAUCCAGCACUGAAAAUGAAGUUUUUGGUCACUACAUCUUCAUGGAGAAUGCCUUCUCUCUACCCACCGCCUCUGGCUUCCCUCUGAAAUACUCACUUGCAGGAGUGUUUGCACCUGGUGCUAAAGGAGGCCUGAAUCCUUCCCUACCGACUGAAUUGUCCUUCAUGCCUUCCGUUGGGCUGGAGUUCAUCACCGAAAUGGGAGUGCAUGUCCCAGACUAUGUGGACUCAGGGAUUGAGAUGCACACCAAUUUGUUCCAUGAGAGUUCUCUUAAUGCAAAAAUUGCCAUAAACAAGAACCAAGUGAAGCUGUCCAUUCCUGCCCCCACAACAAGCACUCAGCUGUUCAGCAUCAGCAAUGAGCUGCUUUCAGUCUCAUCCGGUCAAACAAGAAAAGUGCCGUCUGUGGAGGACAAGGUAGACUCAGUCGAGUGCCAGCCCUUCAUCAGCGGCCUGAACUUGUGCACUGUAAUGCUCUAUCCUAAUGCUACUUCAGCGGACCAAGCCCCUUAUUACCCACUGACUGGAGAAACCAAGUUGGGUGUUGAGAUUCGGCCCACAGGGGAAGUUUCUGAAUAUUCCGCCACCAUCACUGAAGAAACUCUCAGAGAGGGUAAAAAGGGCCGUCACAAAGUGGAAACCCUGAAGCUAACCCUGAAGGCAGAAGGAGACGACUCUACAGAGGCCACCGUAGCCCUGAAGUACAAUCGAAAUAAACACAUUCUGUCCACUGAUGUUCUCAUUCCUGACUACGAUGUGGAAGCAGGCAUCAAGCUGGCUUUGACCGACAGCGACAGCAACGGCUUGAAGAUGCGAGGUGUCACCAUUGACGUCACAAAUAAAAACAUCCCACAGAUGACUGUUGUUGGACGCACAAGACUUGACAAAAUGAGAAAUGCCAUGCUGCAACUCCAGAUGGCCAUUCCCUCACUAAAUACUGACGCAUCCAUCACUGCAAACCUGAGGAAGGAAGACAAUAUGUUCAUGGACAUUGAAACAGUUGUCCAAGUCCCCGAAACAUCCUACCAACAAAAAGCUUCUCUGAGAUACGAUGAUGACAAGCUUGAACUGGAAAUGAAAUCGGACUUCAAUUCAGAGAUACAAAAAAUGAUCCCAAAUCUGGAAAAUCACCACAGGCAGCUCCAACAGCUUAUUGAUAAUAUCCUGGACCAGAAAGUAGCAAAGACUGACAUGAAACUGCGACACAUAGUCACCAAAGGAAUAGAGGCAGGAAAUAUAUGGCUGGACAAACUGACAGCAAGCUUCCCCUAUCUUGCUAAUCUGAAGAGGAGCUCUUCAGAUCUUACUCUGCCAGCCUUGCCUGAAAAACUGUUUUUGCAAUCUGACAGCUUGCUCCGAUACCAGUUCAACAAGGAAAAAAUGGCCGUCUCGUUGCCUCUUCCAUUUGGAGGCAAAAAGUCAGAAGAGCUGAACAUCCCAAACACUCUUUCUGUGCCUGUCAUAGAUCUACCAGAGAUAGGUCUGUAUAUCCCAGCCAACAGCUAUCAGCUGCCAACGUUCACCAUACCACCUUCUCUGGAUUUCACCGUUCCGCUCCUUGGCUUGGCCGAAGCAUCCUCCAAGAUCAACAGCAACUUCUACAGUUGGGAAGGGUCAAUCGCUGGUGGCAACAACACCGUUGAUGUCCCAAGCUACGUGGCACAAUACAAGGCGAUGGCCCAAUCUCCUUUAUGCCUACUGUCAUACAAGCUUGAAGGAACUGGAAUGAUGUCUGGAAGACCUGAUGAAAAUCUCAAGUAUCUUCUGAAUAACUCCCUCAGUCAUUGCCUUAUCGACACAAGCUUCAGUGUCUUGGAAACGAUAAAAGUUACAGACAAAUUGAAUGCAAGAGCUAAUUACAAGUUUGAAGCAUCCAGUCCCUUGGGCCUGCAAGCAUCUGUCUACUAUUCUGCUCAGUCAACUUCCGCUCCAGAUUCAGAUGAACUCUCAGGAGACGGGACUGUGGAUGGGUCAUUUAAAAUUGGCUCGUUCUAUGCAAAUACGUCUUACACCAACAGCUACAAUGUCCGUCCAUUAGGCCGUGAGGGAAGAGGCCAGUCCACCUUCCAGUUUUAUUCACCAAUCAUCCAGGUGGACAACAUGAUCCAAGGUGUUUAUGCAAAUGAUGAGUUGAACAUUGUGUCCAAAACGAGUGCCCAAAAAGACAUCCUCAAACAUGUUGCAGAGCUCAAGUAUAAAGAUGCACAACUGACCCUAAAGUGCAAUGCCAUUGCCAAAGCUUUGGGUAAAUCACUGAACAACAAAGUGGAGCUUGGCGCGUCCAGUAAAAUGGCUCUGGUUCGAAUUGAGUCACAGGCAGAUGAUGAUGCAAACCGGGUUUAUUCUCUCAUCACUGGACUCCUGGACUCAAAUGGACUCGAAGUAAACUCUGAGGGUACCAUCGUCUUCGAUGCUGGUCGCGGAUUGCACAAAGCCUCUGUUAAAGUUGGGAAAAAUGGCCUGACCACAAGUGGAACUAACAGCAUUCAGUGCAGUCCCGUGACAUUUGAGAAUAUCUUCAAUUGUGCCAUAGAUGGCAAUGGAGCAUCAGUGUCCUCUACUACAAAAGCAAUGGCUGACGAGGGCAGAGGAGAGAUGAAAAUUGAGGGCAAAGUCACCCCAACUGAAGCCUAUUUUAAUGGUGACCUUAAAGGUCAUAUGUAUGAUGGAACCACAACAAACAACCUGAAUAUGGCACUGAACAGAAGAGGUCUGACCCUAACAGGCAACAACAGGGGAACACUGAAUCAGAUGGAAACUGAGAACAGCCACAAACUAACAGUCACUUUGUGGACACUCAAUUUACGCUCCAAGACCAACAACGUCCUCGGUAAAGACGUUUCCUACAAACACGAUGCCGUGGUUGACGUGAAGCCAUUCGUUAUGGGAGUUGAUAUGACAAAUGACCUCAAGCUGUACGAUGUCAGUUUGAACAACGAAGGCCAUAUGAAGCUGGAGCCAAUCAAAGUGGAUCUCAGUGGAAGUUUGAGGGCGGCGUAUGGAGACGAUCACAACAUGAGACACUCCUAUGAACUCACAUAUGAUAAUAUGGCUGGUACAGCGAAAAGCAAGACUUCUGGAAACUUAAAGGACACCCAGCUGAGUCACAACUGUGAAGUGCAAUUUGCCGGACUUUCUUCAACCACAAACUGCGAGGCGCGAAUGAAUUCAGAGCCUUUUCGCUUUAAUGGCACCAUUCGCACAAUGGCACUGCCUUUCAGCCUCACACUUGAAGCUUUUGUGGACAGUGAUGGAGAAAUCCAUCUCAAGGGAAAGCACACUGGAGAACUGCGCAGCGCGUUCGUGCUUGAAGCUAAGCCGGCCAUCCUCGUUUACGCACAUCAGAGCCAAGUAUCAGCCACACAUCAGCUUUCAAGCGGAGAGUCUUCCACUAAUCUCGACUACGAAUUUGGAGGUCUCUUAUCUCCAAGUGACCAACGUUUGAAGUGGAAUUUAAAAUCUAAACUGAAUGACCACAGUUACCAGCAAGAUAUUAGCGGGUAUAAUAAUCCAGAGAAGGUUGGAUUGGAGUUUUCAGGAGUAUUAUUGACAGAGAUUUCGGGCAAAUCCACUCCAGAAAUGCAAGAAUAUAGUAUGAGUGGUUUCCUCAAAUACGACAAGAACAGUGACUGUCACAUGAUCGAGAUCCCUUUCAUUGAGAGUUUCCCUGCUGCUUUUGAACAGCUCAAGACAACACUCGUACAAGCCUUACAGUCUCUACAAGAGUACCUUCUCAAUUUAGAUGUGAAUCAGCUCAUCGCCGACUUUAGAGUCAAGUUGGACCAGCUACCAAGGCAAGCAAAUGACCUCAUGCAAGCAAUGGACUUGGAAAACAAAGUGAAUCAGGUAAAAGCAAAACUCGAUUACAUGAUCAAUGAAUUUGGAAUAACAAUGGAUGACUUAGAGCUUGCAGUAAAAAAUCUGAUCGAAAACUUGGAAUAUGUUCUGAAGGACACUUUCACCAAACUUCGUGACUUCUUCCUUAACCUUGAAGCCUAUAUCAAUGACGGACACUUUGCAGACAAGAUUACAUCUUUUUUUUAUAAUAUUGGGAAUCAUUUACAGGACUUGGAUGAUAGAUAUAAAAUUAAGGAGAAAUUCAUCAAAAUGCUCAAUGUUAUUGACGACAUUAUUAGACAGAUUGAUUUACAGAAACUCGGAGAAACCAGUGCUGCUUUCCUGCAAAACCUCGAUGCUAAAUAUGGAAUUUUAAAAAUGAUGAAAAAUAGAGUAUCUGAUAUAAAGGAAGCUAUGGAAAACUUUGAUAUUAAUGAAUCUUUACAAAAUAUAAAAAAUUAUCUACUGUCAAUUGAUUGGGUGGCGUAUGUUGAACAACUAAGAAAUAUGAUCCCUUCAUCAGAAAUAGCAAACAUUAUGGAAUCGAUGAAUGAUGUUCUCGUUAACUGGAUUGAUGAGUAUGAAAUACCCAACAAGCUAACUGCAGUUUAUUCUUACCUUAAGGAUUUAGUUUUGAAAUACAAUCUUGACAAUAUGUUGAAACAAUUCAUGGAUCAGGCCGUCGUACUUGUGAAUGACUUUAAAAUUGCUGAGACAGUGAAGUCAAUGACUGACACUUUGAAAUCUUUCAAUUAUGAGACUCUCUAUAACAAUAUCAUGCAAUUUCUGUAUGGUGUGACAGACCAGCUCAAAUCAAUUGACUUCAGGAAAAGCAUUGACGACCUUAAUGAGUGGAUUUCAUCUACGCUUAACGCAAUGGAGACGUUUAACUACAAUAACUUUGUUGAUGAGACAAAUAGAAAACUAGCUGAAUUUAUUCAAUAUGUCAAUGACCAGAUUAAGGCGUAUGAGAUUGUACAGAAAAUUGAGGCUCUUCGGGACUUCUUCAGAGAAAUUCAAAGUUCCAUUUUCUCAUACUUGGAAGAACUCAAAAACACUAAGGUGGCUGAUGCAUUAAGGAAACUGAAAACUGUCAUUGACACUACAUUUUACAAUGACUUAAAAAUAAAAUUGCAGGAUAUGCUUGAGGACGCAAGGCAGAGAAUCUCUGACAUGGAUAUUCGAGAUGAAAUGUACAAGUACCUCCAAAGAGCGAGUGAAUCCUAUACCAACAUCAUCGCCUACAUUUCUAAACAGUUUGAUCAUGUGAUGGACAAGAUAAGGGACACAGUCCAGGACAGUGACGUCUAUAAUGGGCUGAAACGAGCUGUUGAUGGUGUUCUGGGCAGGCUGAGAAAAGCUGAGAUUGAGGUUCCCUCCUUCACCAUUCCACUCACUGACCUCGUCGUACCAGCGUUUGCCUUGAAUCUGAACAAACUCCAGGAUAUCACCAUUCCAGCGAAAUUUUCACUCCCUGAAUUCACUAUCCUCGACACAUACACAAUCCCUGCCUUUACUAUAGACUUCGAGGAGAUCAAAGCUAAGUUGAUUGCAAUCAUAGAAGACAUCCGAGACUUUGAGAUCCAGACACCUGACCCUGACGACAUCUUUGGUGAUCUAAAAGUACUUUACCUGUCCGAUCUGCCUGAUCUCACACUACCGGAGAUAACCCUUUCAGAAAUAAAAGUACCUUUUAUCAACAUUCCUAAAUUAAACCUUGAUGAAUUUAAAAUCGUCAAUCUUCAAAUUCCUGAAGUCAAAUUUCCUGCAAUUCCAAGUGACAUUUGUGUCCCAGUUUUUGGAAAACUUCAUGGACAAUUCAACCUGAGCAUCCCACACUAUACUCUGUUGACGGCAGGAAAAAUUGAAAACUCAACGACCAAUCUGAAAAAUCCACAAUUUACCGCCAGCCUCACGUCACAAGCUAAAUCUUCCCUGGAGCCUCUGGAAUACACAUUUGAAGCCACAGCUCAGUUGGAAGCCCCCAGAAUGAAAAAACUGUUAUUCAAGGAGACAGUCAAAGCCACACACAUGGCCUUCUCUAUUGAUCAUGACGGAUCCUUGUCACUUACCGGACCUUCUGCCGAGGCCUCUGCGAAGACUACUGCCAAAGCUACAACCCCAGUGUACACAGCAGACUUGUUUAAUAAUAUGGCUCUAACAUUAUCAGAUGGAAUCAGUGCAACCAUGGACACAGCCUACGAUCACAACUUCAUCAUCCCAUCAAUUAAAACUGCAAGUCAGGCGUCAAUGAAGCAAAACCUAGCAGCUACAGUUGAACCAGGCAAGAUUACCAUGACUGCUGAUACGACCGCUGAUGGAAAGUGGACGAUUCAAGAGUACGCUGAUGAGGGUAAACACAAAAGCAAUGUCGAGUUUGAGAUCGAUUCCAGUGUUGCAAAGUUAACUUUUGUAGAGGAAACAGACACCGGGGAAAUAAAAAUGAAGAAAAUGCUGAAAGCUGAAGCUGUGAGUUUAAGCCACAUCACCGUUGAUGCCAGAUGUGAAAGUGAAGUUCCAUCUGUCAAGAUGAGCGUUCUGGUUUUGAAUGGAGAGGCUCACAUUGGGGACUUGAAAGUUGCACUGACGGCCUCUCAUAAUGCUGAAUUCACAAAAAAUCUGGGGGGCUCUAUGUACAACUCACUGGAAUUCAUGGCCCAUCCGUUUGAGAUUGUCCUAGAUGUUAAAAAUAAAUUAAACUCAAAGAUAUUCUUCCCCAUAAAAAUCACUCAUAAGUUGGAUAUCGAGCAUGAUUAUGGCCUUAUCCUCAACGCUGAUAAACAGUUUGCAUUUUCGUUGGCCUCAACACGAUUCAAUCAGUACAAGUACCGUCACAACAUCAAAGCGGAAAACAACGACAUGGACAUCUUUCUCCAUGCUUCAGCAAAUGGGGAGGCUAAUUUGGGCUUUUUGACCGUCCCUCUCUCUCUCCCAGAGAUUACUAUACCUUAUCUUGCAAUCACCAUUCCUGAGGUUAUUGACUUUUCUCUGUGGGAAAAUACCGGCCUCAAAAACUUGCUCUCCACACCUCAGCAGUCCUUUGAUAUGAACUUCAAGCUUGAGUACUCCAAGAACCCUGAUGUGCACAGCUUCGAAUUGCACCUGGAACCGUUCUACAAUGCUUUCAGUGACAAUGUCAACAUGAUCCAGGCUCAGUUUGAGGACUGGAGAGACAAAGUAGUUGCACUUCUGGAAGAUUCCUACAACCAAGCUAAAUCCCAGUAUAUCAAGCACAAAAUUGAAACUUCCAGCAUACCUCCCAGAAUUUUCAGAGUCCCAGGAUACAAAAUCCCAAUUUUGAAUAUUGAGGUUUCCUCUUUCAGGGCUGAAAUGCCAGCUUUUAACUACUUUGUCCCCAAGGCAGUCAGUACACCGAGCUUCAAAAUUCCAGCGCUGGGAUUCUCUGUGCCCUCCUAUACAGUUGUACUACCAACUUUGAAGUUCCCUGUCAUCCAUAUUCCAGAAACCUUAAGAGAUUUACAGCUGCCCAGUUUCAGGCUACCGGCCAUCCAGAACAACGUUGUGAUCCCUGCUAUGGGUAACAUCACUUUUGACUACUCCUUCAAAUCCACUGUGAUUACCUUGACUGCUCACGGAGGCCUUUACAACCAGUCUGACAUCGUUGCUCGGUUCGGUAGUUUGUCGACAUCUGUGUUUGAUAUUCUGAAUUCCAAAAUUGAUGGCACAACAAGUCUGACAAGAAAGAGAGGACUAAAACUGGCCACAACUGUGUCCUUGGUACACAACAAUUUGGAAACAAAUCAUGAAUGUGCAAUCAAUCUGAACAAAAGGAGCGUGGACGCUUCUGUAGCAAACACUGCAAAAAUCAAUCUGCCAUUCCUCAAUCUGGAAAUUAAUGAAGAGCUUACUGGAAGUACCAAGACCAAGUCUAGUCUUUCGUCUAAAAAUAAAUUAAAGUACAUGUUCAAUAUUCCCCUGAUAGAGUCAGUAGGCAAAGGGAAUCUUGAUGUGAACUGGGAACUAGAAACUCUUUCAUCUCAUGUGUCAUUGGAGACUUUCACACAAGGAAAGACAGACAUGACUUUAAUGGACAGCCUUAAUUUUGCGGGAGAUCUUGAAAAUAUCGCUAAAUUCUAUAUUAAUGUUAAUGGCCUUCGUUCAACUAUGAGGACUACCUUAAACUCUAACAUCGACAAGCAGGAGAGACAAAAACGGAGCUCAAACAACAAUAUCUUACUGUUCAACUUGAAUAAGAACAUGGCUCUUGAAGCUUCCUUGCGUCGUAUAUUUGGAACCCUCGAUUACUCAAGCAGUAACAACAUGGAGUUUUUAUCUUUCGACUCAAAUGGAAAGCACACUGUGAAUGGAGAACUUGAUUUUGUUCCUUUAACAACCCUCAAGACUAGAUUGAACAUUGAUGCAAGCCAAGCCAGCAGCUUAGGUAAUGUUGGGCUCAUUCAGAACAUUAACCUUGUCGUCGGCUCUGAGAAGCAGUCUUUCUCCUGGAGCGGUAAGGAACAACUGGCGUCUUUUAUCCAUGCUUGCGACUUCCUCAUGUCAAAUGAUGAAUCUGAAGCUCGGGUGGACUUAAGUGGAUCCGUGGAAGGUCAUCUAGCAUUUUUGAAAUCAGUAAAGCUUCCUGUUUAUCAGAAGAAUCUCUGGGAUGUGCUCAAGUUCAACCAGGUCACAAGUAUGGACGACUUGCAGUUCCUUAAUUUCUCGUCGAGUGUUGUGUACACAAAGAGCAUGGACGGUCAGGAGUUUGCAAUACCGUAUAGGCUAUUUGAAAACGGCGUCACUUUUAGCGUUCCUGAGGUUAGCAUUCCAAUACCCUCUUGGUUAAAAUCAGUUCCAGACUCAAUAAGGAACAUUGACAUGCGACUUGAAAACCCUGAUGUACCUGAACGUCUCACUCUGCCCCCACCAAUUACGGUGCCAGCAUUUGAUAUUCCUUUUACCAGUCUCCAUGUCGAAGCAUUUACGAUUGAUCCCAAGAAUUUUAACGUCCCGAAAGUGAUCACCACCGAAGCCUUUGAAAUCCUGCUGCCCGGCUUGCCAACGUUAUCAGUGCCCAGUUACGAUAUUGACACAGAAUAUCUACAGGGCAAAAUGUCAUUCCUUCAAUUCAAGAUACCGCAACAUGAAGUCACAGUUGGCGGGUAUACCUUCAGUCUAAACCAAAUCACAAACCCCAUUUUCAACUUUGAACUUCCAACCAUCAUGAUUCCACAGCAGAACAUUGAAAUCCCGGAAGUUACCCUCAGUUUGCCUUCAAGUGUGUUCAUACCAGCCUUCGGAGCUCUCAGUGCCACUUUUAAGAUUUCCUCCCCCAUUUAUAAUGUGUCAACAAGCGCUACUGUGGAGAAAAAGGACUCUGAUCUCGUAACUUCGCUGAAUUCUGUCUGCACGUCCACCCUGAUCUUCUUGGAAUAUGAUCUCACAGCUCUUGCAACCACUGGAUAUGAAAAUGGAGUACUGAAUCUGAAUGGGAAGUGCAACCUGAUCCACAAUGAUGUGAAUGUCGACUGGCAGCAUGCUUUGGCACAAAACCUAAGAUCAAAGCGCCAAACCUCGCAGGCCGAUUCAGCGGAGUCCCGGCAUACUCUCAAUAUCGACGUCAAAAGUCCAACAUUUGUUGAUGGGAACUUCCGCUUUGCUUCACGCAAAGAUAGCAUCACAGCAUCCGUGUCUUCGCCGUCCUCUGGUUUUCUUGGAUUUCAGUUUCUGAAGAGAUCCCCUUCGCAGCUUUAUGGAAAACUGUUCAGUCGCCAUCUGUCUUCACCUGAGAAGGACAUCGAUGUUCUCACGGCCAAAGCGACGCUGAGAAACUCGGACAAGUUGACGUUUCAGACGACGUGGAACUGGGAGUUCUUCCACGAUGUGAUUGAAGCCACCAAGGACAAAACUCCUGAGAUGAGGGAGGCUGUGCUCAAGUUCAUCAACAAGUAUCACACCUACCACUUCGGCUUUGAUCUCAACCGUGGCAGCAUGAAACUGAAAAACACGUUGUCCAACGUCGUAGAGAGGGCCUACCACGAGGCGCCCGUGUCCUUCGACGCAGUGCAGGACGCAGUCUCCAACCUCGGUGAUCAGGGAAAAGAUCUGUACAGGAAGGCGUCGGACAGCCUGAUGUCCAUGAGCGCGGAGGACAUUCAGGAGACUGUAAAUAGCAAGGUUAGACAAAUCAACAGACAUAUUGAGAUGAUUUUGAUGGACCUGCUAGACACAGUUAAACAAUUUUUACAAGAUACAACGAUUCCAUGGAGAGAACAAAGGGUGUCUUUAUAUGAAAUUGUCGGAGAAGCCCGUCGCUCGGUUUCACUAGCAACCGACAGAGCAAUGACCAAUAUUAGAAGUGUUGUUUCUGAUAUUAAUCAGCGCAUCAAACAUACCGAGUUCACUAUACCUGGAACUGACAUUGUAUUUAAGGGUGUUGAUGUUGUGGAAGAACUGCAGUCUUUCAGAAACUCCGCCAUGAAGCUGAUCAACCGUUUUUUAAUCGCAGUGAUCGAUUUUGUUGAAAGCAUAACAGCAGGUGCUUUUCAAGUCAUUGAAAAACAUGCAGGAAAUGUUCUCGCUUACCUAAAAGAUGUCAACAGGAAAUUGUCCCCUCAAGUUGACGCUGUUCACGAUGACGUUCGCCAGUUUGCAAAACAGCAUACAGAGGAUGCAAAGAACCUUGCAGCCGAGUAUAAAGAUUUCAUCAAACUACAGAUUCAAGACACCUACAGUCAUUUUACUAUGGAGCGAGUGAACAACGGAAUUAGAGAUCUGAUCACUGAUUUGCAGUUGUUUGUCUAUAACACACUGGGCGAACUUGGAGAUCUGAUAAGAAGGGUCUCCCAGAGCACAGCCCCGUACGUCAGAGUGAGCAACAAAAAAGUGGACGUUGAAGUUCCUCUGCCCUUCUUUUGGAAGUCUUUCAGCGAUUGGCCAACGCAUUUCAGACAGUGA
Molecule: messenger RNA, 13110 nt
Organism: Salarias fasciatus (jewelled blenny)
Lineage: Eukaryota; Metazoa; Chordata; Actinopteri; Blenniiformes; Blenniidae
Gene: apoba
Product: apolipoprotein Ba
Exons: 30
Coding region: 1-13110 (4369 amino acids)
Biological process (GO): cholesterol homeostasis; lipoprotein transport; cholesterol transport
Cellular component (GO): very-low-density lipoprotein particle; mature chylomicron; low-density lipoprotein particle
Molecular function (GO): low-density lipoprotein particle receptor binding; cholesterol transfer activity
Source: RefSeq, a predicted model, not a curated record